GGGAGAAGGUAUGAACUUUUUUGAGAACUUUGAUGUUCAUGAUGGUGUUGGUGGAGUUGGAGCAGAAGAUGAAAAUCAACCUAGUGAAACAGCGAGCCGGAAAUGGAAGAGGAGUGAUGCAAAUUCAGACGAGGAAGUGAAAGAUGAGAUUGUUCCAACUAGUGAAAUGGAAUCAAGCAACUUCAGCCUUCAUCAACUUUUUGCUUCAGAAACUGCUUCUGGAGAUGAAGAUGCUUAUCCUAAGAAGUUGGACUCACCAUCAAAGGCUACACCAAUGAUACAUAAAGAGAACAUUAAAUUUGACAAGAAGGAAGAAGUUGGGUCAGUGAUGUCUAGGAAUAAAUUUGCUAAGAGGCAACCUCUUCAAGAUCUUAAGCAGAGUUGAACUUUUGUGUUAAGUGGAAGUUUUUUUUUAAUGCAUAUUGCUUAACUCCUUUUAUUAUAAGACUGAGAUUUUCACAUUCUGCAUGUGAAAUGUACAAUAUUGUUGAGAUGUAAUGCAUGCUAAAGUUCAUAUUUUGGUAUGAAACAUUGUCACUGAUAUAUAUUAGACUUGACACUGA
Molecule: messenger RNA, 563 nt
Organism: Medicago truncatula (barrel medic)
Lineage: Eukaryota; Viridiplantae; Streptophyta; Magnoliopsida; Fabales; Fabaceae
Exons: 2
Coding region: 11-385 (124 amino acids)
Source: RefSeq, a predicted model, not a curated record